AUGUUUGCAUCAAGAGAACAUCAUAAAAUCAUCACUAUGUAUAGUAAUUCUGGAUAGUCCAAAAUGGAAAUGGAGUCUCUACUAUUUGUUGAUCUUCAUAUAUUUUUGGAGGCCGUCCUAAUUUUGGAGGAAAUACAUAGAUAACAAAGAAUUUAUUUUUGCUCCCUCAUAAUACCCUAUCAUUAAAUUUCAAAUUCUGGCAGUAAAAUUAUAAUUGAUCUUAGUAUUGAUAAUUGAGGAGGUGAUAGGUUGGAAGCAUUUUUUGAUAAUCUCUUAGUUUUCACUGGUAAUUACAAUUCAGAAUGCACUUAAUCUAGUAUUUGUGGAACUUCUGGUUAUUGUUGGGGUGAUGGUGUAAAUUCAGUAAAUAUUAAUUAAUAGGGUGUUUUAACUAAAAAUUAUUUUGACAUUUACAUCUUGCUUCGGUAAAUUUAAAAUUUACAAUAGAGUAAUAAAAAGAUAAUGCUAUCAGGAGAUUACAUUAUGUAAGAAAGUUAUUUCGAUAAUCAUGAUAUCAUCUGUGUAUCCCUUAAAUAAACAAGCACGUAAUCAAACCCCUAAAUUAUUUAAUGUUAUAUAAAUGACAAGUAUUAUGGUACUUAAAAGUGGAUUAAAAAUAAAUAGGUAAAGACUAAAUUAAGUUCAAAAUCUUCUAAUUCAGUAUUUUCAGAGGCAAUAUGUAAUACAUUGGAAUUUAAGAGAGAUAAAUAUUUUGUAAUAUAAGGAUUUAUUACCAAUUAAGAUAACAGUAUAGGCUUAUUUGAUUGAAUGAUAUUUUGAUUAAAAAUUUGAUUUGAAUGACUUUUCUCUUGUGAUAAUUCUAUAAAACUAUGAAGAUUGUUUAGAUUAAAAUAAAGAUCCUUUUGAUGGAUGUUUUUCAGGAAGAUAUGAUUGUGUUCAAGGUUUUAGUAAUUGUAUUAGAGGUAUUUGUAUUGAGUGUUAGAAAGGAUGGUUAUUUGAUAUUUAAUUAUAAAUUUGCGAACCUAUUUGUGGGGAUUAAAUGAUUAUAAAUAUUGAAUAAUGUGAUGAUGGGAAUUAUCUAGAAUAUGAUGGUUGUUUUAAUUGCAAAUUUUCUUGCCCAUUAUUUUGUAAGUAAUGUGAAUUUGGUAAAUGUUUGGAAUGCCAAUCAAAUUACAAUUUAAUUGAUCUCAAAUGUGAAAAGAUAAAUGGAAAUUUAGAUUAAAAAUCAUAAGAUAAUUUCUUAAGUUAAAUUUAUAAUUUUUUUAGAUUAUGGUCAUUAUUAUCAUAAAUUAUUAAAAGAUUAAUUUGCUAAUCCUUUACCAAUUCAUAAUUAAAAUUGAAGUUUUUAAACACAUGAUAUAUUUGGAUAUCAAUGUGGAAUAAAACUUAUAGCAAAUUGUUUACAUAGUCUAAAUGAUAGAUGUUUUGAAUGUGAAUCUUUUUAUCAACUAUCUUGGAAUAAAAAAGAAUGUAUUCCUAAAUGUAAUAACGGUAUUGUAAUUUUAUAUGAAUUUUGUGAUGACUAAAACAAUAUAUAAUUUGAUGGUUGUUAUAAAUGCUAAUCAAGUUGCUAAUUAGAAUGUUAAUAAUUUAUAGAAUAAUAAUGCUAUAUUUGUAUUGAUGGCUGGUAAAUGAUAGACAAUAGAUGCUAUCAAAUAUGUGGAGAUGGAUAAUUGGCUAUUUCUUCUUAAGAAUAAUGCAAUGAUGGAAAUUAUAAUCCAUAUGACUGA
Molecule: messenger RNA, 1691 nt
Organism: Paramecium pentaurelia
Lineage: Eukaryota; Ciliophora; Oligohymenophorea; Peniculida; Parameciidae
Source: the annotation of a GenBank genome assembly